AAGCGCUUGCGUCUCUCGCAUGUAGCUCUGGGUGGCGCUUCGUGGGGUCCGCGGGUCCUGACCGGGUUCCUAGCUCACUCCCUGGUUCUCGGGGAAACCCGGACUCACCGUCCCGGAGGCAUGGGGCGGCAGUGGAAGCCAGUCAUGAGGGUAGCUGAGCAGACGGGCUGCGUGGUGAGCGCCUCCCGGGCCGGGCAGCCCGAGGCGGGUUCGUGGAGCUGCAGCGGGGUGAUCCUGAGCCGCAGCCCGGGCCUGGUGCUGUGCCACGGGGGCAUCUUCACCCCCUUUCUGCGGGCCGGCAGCGGGGCGCUGACCGCAGCCGGCGCUGCCUUCCUGCCCGGCGACAGUUGUAUAGAAGACCUGCGCCUGCACGUGCAGUGGGGCCCAACGGCCGCGAAUCCCACAGGCCGCCCGGAGCGGGGCCGCCCCUGGCUGUGCACGCCUCAGUGCGCCGGCCUAGAAUCCGGCCCGCUGGCCCGGCUUGGCGGGUCGCCCGUGCAGCUCCCGCACCCCGCCGAGCUGCUGCUGCUGUUGAGCUGCCCAGCAUUCCGGGCCCACUUCGCGCACCUCUUCGGGAGCGAGACAGCUGAGCAGUGGCGCUUCGCGAGCACGGCGCCGGACGCCGAGGUGUCAGAGGACGAGGAGGAGGAUCAGCUGAGAGCGCUGGGCUGGUUUGCGCUGCUGCGAGUGCGGCCCAGCCCGGUGGAAGAGGCGGAUGAGCGCGGGCCGAGAGUGGCCGUUGCGCCUCUGGGGGCUCUGCCCAAGGGCUCGCCGCUGCUGGCCUGUGGCUCCCCGUUUGGGGCCUUUUGCCCGGACAUCUUUCUCAACACGCUCAGCCGCGGCGUGCUCAGCAAUGCGACCGGCCCGCUGCUGCUCACAGAUGCGCGCUGCCUGCCCGGCACCGAGGGCGGCGGCGUGUUCGCGGCGCGGCUCCCGGGGGUGCUGGUGGCGCUUGUGGCGGCGCCCCUCUGCUGGAAGUCCCGCGAGUGGGUGGGCCUCACGCUGCUCUGCGCUGCCGCCCCUCUCCUCCGCGCCGCCCGUACCGCGCUUGGCCGCCUGCACCCCUGUGCUGCUUCCCUGGCGGCCCUCCUGCCGCCCGAGGUGGGCGCCCCAUGGGUCCUGCCCCUCCGAGACCCCGGGUUCCCGUGGGCAGCUGCAGCUGUGCUGGUGGAAUGUGGCACCGUUUGGGGCUCCGGAGUAGUCGUGGCGCCCCGCUUAGUGGUGACCUGCCGGCAUGUGGCCCCCCGCGAGGCGUCCAGAGUUCUGGUGCGCCCCACCACCUCCAAGAGUGCCAAGAUCUGGGGACAUGUAGUGUUUGCCACUCGGGAGACAUCUCCCUAUGACAUAGCGGUGGUGAGCCUGGAGGAGGACCUAGAGGGUGUCCCCAUCCCUGUGCCCACUGAGCAUUUCCACAAAGGUGAGGCUGUCAGCGUGGUGGGCUUCGGUGUCUUUGGCCAGGCUUGUGGGCCCUCAGUGACCUCAGGCAUCCUGUCAGCUGUGGUGCAGGUGGAUGAAACACCAGUGAUGCUGCAGACCACAUGUGCUGUGCAUGGCGGCUCCAGUGGGGGACCCCUCUUCUCCACCUACUCAGGGGACCUCCUUGGCAUCGUUGCCAGCAACACUCGGGACAAUACCACGGGGGCCACCUACCCACACCUGAACUUCAGCAUUCCCAUCACAGUGCUCCACCCGGCUCUGCGGCAGUACAGUCAGACGGCCGACCUGGGCGGCCUCCGGGAGCUGGACCAUGCCACCGAGCCAGUGAGGGUGGCCUGGCGGCUGCAGCGGCCCCUGGCGGAGGCCCCACGGAGUAAGCUCUGAGGCUGUCACCCUCUGGAAGGAGAGCCACCAUUUUAUGCCUUGGGAAGCGCUGAGGCAACGCAGCCUCUGGAUCCUGACAUGGCACGCCCCAACUGGCGACUUUUCCAUCGCUGCUCCCCUUGUUUGGUUCUGGAGUCUGGAUCAAACUUCUCAGCCCCGUGGGUCUCAAGCCCAGCAGCCCUUUUUGGGGUGCUUUCUCCAGCCCCCACCUCUCUCUGCCCCCAGCACUAGAUUCACCUCUGUUAUUCCCCACCUGGGGAGCCCAGCAUAACUGCACAGCAGCCCUGGUCCUGACACACAGACGCUGGCUGGAAGGCAGCCAUUGUGUCUGUUCUCUGUCUCCUGGUGGCCGCUGGCUGUCUGGAGCAGCUUCUUCCCUGGGACCUUGGCUCCUCUCCGCUCGCUGUCAGGGUUGGGUCGACAGAGCACUGGGGCUUCCUCAGAAAACCUCGGCAGAGAGACCCUGCUCUGAAGACCAGGGACAAAAGAAAGGAGCGUCUCCCUGUUCUGCCAGACCUAUGGGGAGGCAGAGUCCCCGAAAAUCAGGACUCCUGUGUCUUCAUAUGUCAGGUGUCACUGAAGGGCAGGGCAACUCUGACCCAGUGCCUUAAUUUUCUAACCCUACAAUAUGUCUCAGGGAUCUGGGGGGUAGAAUGUGUCUGAUUGGGGUUUGGGAAUAAACAGGACCUGUGGGAGGACCUCUA
Messenger RNA from Hipposideros armiger (great roundleaf bat), 2525 nucleotides. RefSeq names its product trypsin like peroxisomal matrix peptidase 1 (gene TYSND1). Gene Ontology annotation, biological process: protein processing; regulation of fatty acid beta-oxidation. NCBI's taxonomy places the organism in Eukaryota, Metazoa, Chordata, Mammalia, Chiroptera, Hipposideridae. The record is from RefSeq and is a predicted model, not a curated record. Gene Ontology annotation, cellular component: peroxisome. The transcript is spliced from 4 exons. Gene Ontology annotation, molecular function: serine-type endopeptidase activity. The coding region runs from base 121 to 1821 and encodes 566 amino acids.